AUGGAACAAAACGAAGAAGUUAUACAACAACAAUCACCAAAAGAAGAAAAUGAAGGUACCGAAGAUGAAUUGGUUGAAGAAAAGAGAGAAUCUUCCUCUGAAGCUGAAACCGAUUCUGAAGAGGAGGACGACGAGGACGGGGAAACAACCGAGGAAGAAUCGAUUGAGGAGGAUGAACCAAAGUUGAAAUAUAAACGUCUUGAGGCUGAUAUUAGUGAGUUAUUGAAAAAAGAUGCCGCGAGUGCAAUGUCUGUGUCAGAUAGAUUUGUAGCUCUUGGAACGCACAAUGGAGAUGUCUUAAUACUCGAUUUUGAUGGCAAUUUAAACAAACGCUUAUCAUCGCAUGUAGCUUCAGUAACAGAUAUUGCCAUUGAAGUAUCAGGGGAAUAUAUCGCCAGUGCAUCUUUAGAUGGCAAAAUCAUCAUUCACAGUUUAUUCAAUGAUACAAAACCACAAGUCUUUAAUUAUCGCCGACCCCUUAAAUGUAUUUCGCUUGAUCCUGAUUUUCAUAAAAAAGAUACGCAACGAUUUGUUUGUGGUGGUAUGUCGGGUGUAUUAAACCUGAAUGAAAAAGGAUGGUUUGGUCAGAAACAAGAUACAGUACUUCAACAUUCCGGAGAAGGUCCAAUUAGUGCUGUAAGGUGGAAGGGACCGCUAAUUGCUUAUGCUAAUGAUGAGGGUGUAAAAAUUUACAAUACGCAGAUACAACAAAGGAUUACAUAUAUUAAACGUCCACCAGAUAGUCCUCGAGCUGAUUUAUAUCGUUGUAAUCUUACAUGGCGCAAUGAAACCACAUUGCUAGUUGGUUGGGCAAAUUUUAUUCAGACUGCUGUUGUCAAGCAUGAAAUUCAACCCGGUCGACCAACUCAAUAUGUUGAAGUUUCUACGUUUCGUACCGAAUUUAUUGUAUGUGGUAUAGCACCAUUUAACGAUAUGAUACUCGUCUUAGCAUACCUUACUGAUGAAAUUGUACAAGAUAUGGAGACGGAUGAUCCGUCUCAACAUAGAAGACCACGUGCCAAACGCCCGGAGUUACGUAUCAUCAAUUCUCAUAAUGAGGAAAUUUCGACUGAUGCAUUGUCGCUACAUGGUUUUCAAUAUUAUCAAGCGAAUGACUAUGAGCUUGAUUAUUUUCCUUCAGAAGACAUGUUUUAUGUUGUCAGCCCUAAAGAUCUCGUUCUAGCAAAACCUCGUGAUUUGGAUGAUCAUAUUAGUUGGUUAUUAGAACGUUCAAGAUAUGAAGAAGCAUUAUCAUCAUUACAAGAAGCUCAAGCUUGGGGCGGAAGUAAGAUCUUUAAUUUAACAGAUCUUGGUGAAAGAUAUUUAACUUAUUUAAUUGAAGAAGAGGAAUUUAUAAAGGCCGCAGAAAAUUGUGAAAGAAUUCUUAAAGAUAACCGUGAGCUAUGGGAAAAAUGGGUCUUUACAUUUGCAAAUUUGAGACAACUACAAGCAAUCACCCCUUAUAUACCGUUUGAGAAACCGCAACUUAGUAGCACGGUUUACGAAAUGGUUUUUGCUCACUUCCUAAAUCACGAUCAUAAGGCUUUGUUAUAUACGUUAACGAGCUGGCCACCGAGUAUUUAUAGCGUACAAAAUGUUAUCGUACUUGUUGAAGACAUCUUUGAAAAAGAACAGAAUAAUCAAACUUUGAUGGAAUGCUUAGCAGAAUUAUACGCAUAUUGUGGCCAACCAGAUAAAGCUCUUGAAUAUAACCUCCGAUUGCGUAGACCUAAUGCCUUUGUCUUAAUACGAGAACACGGUUUAUUUUCGGCGAUCCAAGACAAAGUUUUAUUACUUAUGGAAUUUAAUCAACAUUUGUUUAAAGGGGUUGAGAAGGCGCAGGAUGAAGAGUUCGCAAAAUUAAAUCCAGAUCCAAAUAAACCACAAAUCAAAAUUAAACGAAAGAAACCUACCGAUAUGCAAGCAGUGCAAUUAUUAGUAGAAAAUACCGAACAUAUUAGUAUCUCUCAUGUCGUACGUCAACUGGAAAAAGAACCUUCCUUUCUGCAUAUAUAUUUAGAUGCUCUAUUUGUGAAAGAUCAUCAUGCAGGAUACGAAUUUCAUGACCGUCAGAUUGAAUUAUAUGCUGAAUAUGAUUAUCAGAGAUUGAUAGAAUUUUUGAGAUCUAGUAAUUAUUAUACUUUGGAACAUGCAUAUAAAAUAUGUGAACAAAGAGAUUUAGUCCCAGAAAUGGUAUUUAUACUUGGCCGCAUGGGCAAUAACAAAGAGGCGCUUAUGUUAAUUAUCGGAAGAUUGAAUGAUGUCCAGCUAGCAAUUGAUUUUGCUAAAGAGCAAGAUGAUGAUGUAUUAUGGGAAGAUUUGUUAACAUAUUCAUUAGACAAACCAAAAUUUAUAAUUGGUUUAUUGGAAAAUCUCGGCGGUGCUAAUAUUGACCCGAUACAACUGAUUAAAAGAAUUCCUGAUGGUAUGGAAAUUCCUGGUCUUAAAAAUGCAUUAAUUAAAGUUCUUCAAGAUUUCAAUUUACAGGCAUCAUUAAGAGAAGGGUGUCAGAAAAUAUUAGUUAGUGAUAGUGUAGCCAUGGCUAAUCAACUGCAAAAAGCGCAAAAACGUGGCAUUAGUGGAGGUUUGUAUAUAAUUUAUCUUAUAAAGCUAUUUUAA
This is a messenger RNA of Rhizophagus irregularis DAOM 181602=DAOM 197198, 2619 nucleotides long. The record is from RefSeq and is a predicted model, not a curated record. NCBI's taxonomy places the organism in Eukaryota, Fungi, Glomeromycota, Glomeromycetes, Glomerales, Glomeraceae.